UCUCUGUGAAAAAAAGUGCACUGCUGAAAAAUUGAUAAGCAGCUUCUGUGUUUUUCCUGUCCAACACAUUCUCCUUAAUUGGCUGGUGUGUGCACUAGAACAAAACAGGGACAUUUAUUUCAAGGAGCUGCCUUUCAGGAGUGGAGAUACAACAGACAGACAACCCUGAAGGGAAGGCUGAGAAGACAGAAGCUAUUUGACAAUCACUUCAAUCUUCACAGCUCUUGUUAAACACCUGAGCUUCCCUCACUGACAAUCCAGAGAAAGCACAGGGACUUGUAGUUUUAAAGAAAUCUGGAUUUUGGGAAGCCUGGUAGGUGAAUAAUCAUGUCAGAUGAAGAGUGCCGCUCACCCAUUGGCCUUGACUGUUGCAGCUGUUGUUUGGACCUCGCCAAUGGAUGUGACAGCGUGGCUGGUGGCGGCAGCAACAACAACCUGGGCAGCCCGACGGUCACCCAUUUCCGGCAGCUUCGGGAUCAGCUGAUGUUCGAGAACUUGAACACGGACAAGUGGAACAACAUCAUGCGGCAGGAAUCUCUCGAGUCAGUAGUGAGGGACCCUUGCUUCCUUCUCAACGAAGGGAUCUGCAACAGCAACAUCGACCAGACCAUGCUCUCCAUCCUCUUCUACUUUCACAGUGCCUCUGGUGCAAGCGUCGUAGCCAUUGACAACAAGAUCGAACAAGCGAUGGAUCUUGUUAAGAACCAUUUGAUGUAUGCAGUAAGGGAGGAGGUGGAAAUCCUUAAAGAACAAAUCAAGGAACUGGCCGAGAAAAAUUCCCAACUGGAACGUGAAAACAGCCUGCUGAAGAACCUGGCAAGCCCAGAACAGCUAGAAAAAUUCCAGUUGCACUUGCCCUCGGACGUCCCUGCGCUAAUGGAGAACCAACAAGGAGUGACAGAAACAGAGGCAUCCCCACACACAGUUGGCUCUGCGGUAUAAGUGGCUCUGUCUUGGGGUGGGCAGAGCCACUUGACUUUCAAGAAAUUGACCUCCUUUGUGUUUUUGCACAACUGCAAAUGAGCUGGUUGUACACAUAAAACAAAAAAUAAGACCUUCCAAUGGCAUAGCCUGUUUUCUGUGUUUCAGGCAAUCUCUGAAACAAAAGCAUUGAGAGAGGUUGCAUUGGCACAGGGAAGAGGUCUGCUGGGUGCUACCUGUAUCUUAUCUCCCAAAUGUGGGAGAGGAUAUCUGAAGGGGCUGGCCGAGUGGACGGAGCCCGGACACCCGAGAGGCACAUCUUCUGCAUCACAGAAUCAUGUCAAGGAAAAAGAAAUCUCCAGAGAGACGGACCACCAUCCUUCCACGAAUGGAUGCCCUGGAAUUUAUCGUUUCUGAAGACCACUAUAGAGAAUCUGGAGCUUUCACUUCGACAUGACUGUUAUCUCUGCAACCAUCAUAUUUUUUUAUUUAAGAAAAAUAAACUCCUGAAAUAAAAUAGGAGGGGGACUAAAUAACACUGAUCCAGUCAGCUACACUGUUGAUUAUUUGCGAUAUAUAAUAACAAGUCACUUGUAUACUCUGCAGUUGGGGUCAUGCUGCUUUGGAUAUUACAAAAGAAGUCCCUUUUUAAUGAAAAUUAACUCUGUAGAAGUGUUAACUGGUGUAUAUUGAUUUGGGGAAGAAAUCUUACAAAUUUGCAUUGCACUGGAAAUGUGUACAUCAUAUAAAAAGAAGUAUUCCAAGUAGGGAUGCCACUGCACAAGGUGAACAGGAGUGUAAGGUGACAGGUGCACACGCAAUGUAAGAAUUUUUUUCUUUUUAUAUCAAAACAUUGUGUUGACUUGAACUCUUAAAGCAAAAAACAGUUGUUGACUGUUGUCUGACAAACCCACACAUUUUCAACCGAGAAACAUGUUUUAAUAGCUACCAAAGACUUGUAUAGUUUAAUUUUGAACCAACAAAGACCACAUUCUCACAGAAAAGUCUUGUUAGCAUUUGUAACCGUAACAUUUAGGAUAUUGUUGCUACUGUGCCCUUGUGACUGACUGCAGGUAUUCACUUUGUAUAAAUGCAAGAUGCACAUUGCAAUAAACAUACCUAUGUUUACACAAAA
Molecule: messenger RNA, 2056 nt
Organism: Polyodon spathula (Mississippi paddlefish)
Lineage: Eukaryota; Metazoa; Chordata; Actinopteri; Acipenseriformes; Polyodontidae
Product: TSC22 domain family protein 3-like
Exons: 3
Coding region: 328-942 (204 amino acids)
Biological process (GO): regulation of transcription by RNA polymerase II
Source: RefSeq, a predicted model, not a curated record